AUGGUUCAAGUACAGUUUGCAAAAGAUUCAGCGGCUAAGAACCAAAAGGACUUUGGCCUCAACUUCAACCCUGGCCCCUCCGCUCCAAGACCAGAUGGAACUCGUGAAGCCAAUGACAACAGGAUCGGCCCCUUCACCAACUUCGACGGGCCUCUGUCUCAUAUUGCUGCCCAGAGAGCUGUUGUGGAGCAAUCUGUUGAAGAAGCUGAUUUUGAUGAUGCUCCAUCACCACCAAAGCAGAAGAAGAAGAAGAAGAAGAAGAAGAAGAAGGCAAAAGCUUCAAAGCCAUCUGCCUCUGCUGCUCCAAAAGCUUCAACCAAGAAGUCACUGAAAACUGCAUCGCCUGAAUCCAGUGUGCAGUCUAAAGAUUUAUCUCGCGUGUCCAAGAGGACCAAGAAGCCAUUGCCCAAGAAGGCUACUGGGCAACCCCUCACUCCUACUGCCAUUCUGCGCAACGAGGAAGACACCAUUGAUCUGUCCAGCGAUGAAGAUCUUGGUGAUGAAAAACUCGUCGAGCUCAAGAACAAAAUUGACUAUGAGAAGGCCCAUUUCAAGAAGAACAUGCACAAGCUCAGUGUGGCAGAUGUGCAAAUCUUCAAGAAGAUGUUGCAUGACCUCAAAACUGAAUUUCAUAAGAAGCGUGAAGAAGCCAAAGGCUCUCAAGAACGCAUGAAAUCUUAUGCUCAGAAAUGUGUGCAAGCGCACAAUGAAGCUGAAAAGAGGAAAGCUCUUGGGUGUCUUGGCAUUGACCCCAGAAUGGCUGCUAAGAAGAGCAAAAAGCAUGCUGAAGCUAAUCCUGACACUGCAAGGCAGGGACAACCCAGCAUUGUCUUCCCUGCCAGCAUGACUGGCUCAAAGCCAAAGGUCCCCUCAGCUGCUUCUGAGCUCAAGAAGACUAGGCAAGCUGAAGCAUAA
Aegilops tauschii subsp. strangulata is the source of this 915-nucleotide messenger RNA. The record is from RefSeq and is a predicted model, not a curated record. NCBI's taxonomy places the organism in Eukaryota, Viridiplantae, Streptophyta, Magnoliopsida, Poales, Poaceae.